UGCGUAAUAGGCUCAAUAUUGUAUGUAUAAAUUGUUUUGUAUUUGGAGUUGAUAGAGAAAGGUCAAGGUUACAUAUAUAUAGUUUGUCUGUGGAUCGAUCAUAGAUGGCAGUUGGAAUGAACAAAAUUUUGGUGAUUGGAAUCGGCCUUUUUGUCAGCUGUUUGCUGCUCCGAUGCGAAGAAGUUGAUGGAAAAGAAUAUAUAGUGGGGGAUGAGAAAAGAUGGAGCCCUGAUGCUAACUUAACCCAGUGGACUGAGGACAAGAAGUUCAAGGCUGGAGAUGUUUUGGUUUUCGAAUAUAAAGAUCCCCUUCUCAUGGUAGCUGCUGUACGGGACAAAUAUUUGUUCGAGAAGUAUGACUUAUAUGCCGGCGUGAUAAAACUAUACACUUCAGGAAACGAUCAUGCGGUAUUGGAGAAGGGCACAAUCUACUUCGCACCUUAUCCGUCUCCCUAGUGUGAAAAUGGAAUGAAACUUACAGUUCAUGUGGAGUAACUAUAUAUAUAUAGUUAUAAACAUGAUGCAGUUUAUGAGGCUCCACUGUGAAUUAUGUUUAUCAGGCUCCAUUGUUAAUUAUGUCAUACAAAAGAGAUGCUAUAAU
Molecule: messenger RNA, 600 nt
Organism: Malus domestica (apple)
Lineage: Eukaryota; Viridiplantae; Streptophyta; Magnoliopsida; Rosales; Rosaceae
Source: RefSeq, a predicted model, not a curated record